GAUCAGUGGGAGGACCCAGCCUGUCCCUCUGCUGGAGGAGCAGAGGAGGAGGUGUGAGUCUCUGCAGCAGCAGCAGGAGGAGCAGACGGAGGAGGUGGAGGAGGUGGAGGCAUUGCAGAGACGCCGCAGCAGCAGAGCCAUGCAGCAGCCGCAGCUCCAGCAGCGGACUGCUGAGGAUCAACGCGAGGCGACAGGACUCUCUGAGGUCCAAACCACACAGAACCCACCCACACAAGAAGAAGAACAAGAACAAAAGACGCAGCGAGGUGGUGGUGGUCAAGGGGAAGCUGAAGCUGUGCUCCAUCUCGGGUCUGGUGGCCGUUCUGGGGAUCCUGGUUCUGAUGGUCGGGGUUCUGAUGGCAGCUCUGGGCUACUGGCCUCGGGACGGACUGUUCUUCAGCUCCCAGCCACAGGAGGGCACCACCAUGGCCUUGAUGUCCUUCAGUAGUCCAGCACCAGCACAGGAACCCAGGUGGGCGGAGUCAGACAGAGGAGACAGAACCAAUGACAGAGGAAAUGGCUUCAACCAAUCAGAGACCGUCAAUGGGACCUCUCAAGAUGUUCCACAAGGAUUUCUGGAAGACUUCCUGGACAGGUAUCUGUACUCUGAUAGGCUGAAGGUCUUUGGCCCACUUAUCAUGGGGAUUGGCAUCUUCCUCUUCAUCUGUGCCAACGCCGUCCUGCAUGAGAACCGGGACAAGAAGACGAAGGUCAUCAACCUGCGGGACAUCUACUCCACCGUCAUCGACCUCCACAGCGUCCGGAAGCCCCACCCUUCUUCCUCUGGCUCCGCCCACCAACCGUUAGCCAAUCCACUCAAUGGACUCAUCAACUAUGUCCAGUCCAAGAGUCUGGAGUCAAAGUCCCAGAUGUGUCCCGCCGCCCUGCUGUUGUCAAGGCAACCAGCCAGUAGCAGGAGGUGCAGUGACGGAGGAGGAGGAGUCUUCAGUGUCUGCCAGGAGCAUCCGCCUGCACCUUCUCCUUCCUCCUCCAACAGACACUCCCUGCCCCUGACCUCUGACACCUGCUGGACCUCCCACCACAAAGAGGCGCUGAGCUCCUUCACGUUGCCCCGGCCCCGCCAGCGGUCCCCCGGCGCCCGCAGGAGACACUCCUUCUGGGCCAGGAGCAGCGGCCAGGAGGACGAGCAGAAGGAGGAGGAGAUGCAGCCGCCGCCUCUGUGUGCCUCCACUCCUCCGCCUCACCGAGGCUCCGAGGCUCUGCUCCUGCUCUCCUCUUCCUCCCUUUCCUCCCUGUCCCACCUCCUCUCCUCCUCCUCCUCCACUCCAGCCCCACCCUGCAGGAGGCAGAGCCUCCCGACCGCCGCCUUCAACACGGCCUACUGCAAGCUGAUGCAAGGAGAGGACGAGUCCUUCGAGUGGUCUUCAUCACACCAGGUGACCCCAGAAGUGGAGCCUCGGCCCUCACAACCAGAGGCACCCUGAGGUCCCACCGGCCCCCCGGGGGGAGGAAGACGAGGAGCCUGACUGAUGAAGCCGAUGAUGACGGCCGCAGCAAUAAGGGGUCUUCCACUGGAGAGAUGAGCCAACUUCCUGUUCAUCAGUUAUCUGGUGGGACCCCGUCUCACCCAGCUAACAGAACUGGACCCACUUGACCCAAACUGAACCAUUCAGGAGACCCUGUUUACACUAACUAAACCAGAUUAACCAGAACAGAUCCAACCAACACCCUGUCCCCGUUUCCCUUCCAGAAACAACCCAGACUGACCAUAACUAACUAAUCCAAGAUGUCCUGGAAGGACACCAGUCCAGCAGCAGGUCCUUCUUCUUCGUCUCUCUAAGGGGAAGGGGUCAGGGGUCAGAGGUCGGAGGAUGUUCUUGCUCCAUGCCUGCAGUGCAUGCUCUUUAAGCACCUUCAGUAUUUUGCACUUUUUGAUCUUCUAUGCUUCAUUCUUCUGGGACUACUUUCCUUGGCGGAGGUAUUUGUCCCUGCUGUGUUGGACCUGGAGAAAUGGACAGGUUGUCCUCCUGUCCUCACCUGCUGGACGUGUUGGGCAGCAUGUCGUUGUUUUUACUGCAUGUUCUAGAAGCCGGUCACAUGACCUGCUGUGAUGAAGACAUCAACCAUCUUCAUCCAUUGCUGCUCUGCAGGCUCCGCCCACCUGCUGAGGAACCGCCCCCUCCACAUUAAAGAUGGCCGCCUCUGGAGGACUAAACUCCACCCGUUAGAAUCCUAAUCUGCUCUACCGGACCUUUAAACUCAAAAACAAUCUAACUGUGAUUAUGAAGCAGAGAAAAUGGGUCAGAGGUCAGAGUUCACAGGUAGACCCGUCCAGAACCUGAGCUGGUUCUAACAUGAUGACUGAACUGAUUCCUCUCACACUGAACUGGUUUUACUCAGUGGGAACUGGUUCAGAUUGAACAGGAACCAGUUCAGUCUGGUUCCAGUGAGUCUUUAGCCUGUCCCAUGUUCUCUAACCUGUUGGUACCGGAUGUUUCAGCCCUGGUUCUGAUCUUGGUUCUGUCGCAGCUGAUUGGACCCAGAUGGACCGUCAGCAGAACUUCCUGCGGUCAGAGCUGCAGCGAAGCUUCACUGAAGCACAAAGUGAAACCACAACAAAUAAAGCACAAACUGUCCAGCUGA
Messenger RNA from Poecilia reticulata (guppy), 2604 nucleotides. RefSeq names its product transmembrane protein 200C, genome duplicate a (gene tmem200ca). NCBI's taxonomy places the organism in Eukaryota, Metazoa, Chordata, Actinopteri, Cyprinodontiformes, Poeciliidae. The record is from RefSeq and is a predicted model, not a curated record.